UCUCCUUCACUGAACCCUUCUUUCUUUCCACAGUCACUUCUUUAUAUUUGGCCAUUUCAAUGUUAGAUAUUACUGUAUCUUUCUCCCCAUUAAUAUAGGAAUUAGGGCAUUACUGGUCCCCUUCGUUUCGUUCCUCCACGAUUCCCACUACCUUCUCAAAUCAUAAAUGCCAACCAGUUUUCCUACUACUGCAAGAGAGGCAUAAUACAGAUAGACGCGCGCAUUUAUGUCCAUACAUAACCAAAUCAAGAAGGUUGAAAGAAGACGGAGACGGGAUUUAUUCUGGGAUUUGGUUGAUAUUGUUUCUUGGUUUGUGUUGAGGAGAAGGAAAUGGCGGUGGUGGGCCUGGUGGCGAAGCCGAGGUGGCGGACGGUGCUGAUUCUCAGGCGUGUACUUAUGUGCGCCAUAGCCACUAUAGCCCUCAUGGCACUUCUUUCGGUACAUGUUCGAGAAGUUAGCAAGUUGCCUGGUGGCGCUGCGUACAAGCUCCCUGCGCAACAUGAAAUUAGCUACCAAAAAGUGAGCGGAGAGCGAAGCAGGAUGCAAGAGUUUGCUCACCCCCAUGUGUUGGAAGCUCCGCUCAUUGCUCAGAAGUUGCGUGGUGCAAAAAGGAGCUUGAAUUUGGAAACACUGUGGAAGCCACUACCUAAUAGAGAUUAUGCACCUUGCACUGAUCCGAGUUCAUCCUACUCAACUCCUCCAGAGUCUCGGGGUUACCUGCUCGUACAUGCAAAUGGUGGCCUUAAUCAGAUGAGGGCAGGGAUAUGCGAUAUGGUUGCAGUUGCACGCAUUAUAAAUGCCACACUUGUGAUUCCUGAACUAGAUAAACGAUCAUAUUGGCAAGAUUCCAGCAACUUCUCUGAUGUUUUUGAUGAGUACCAUUUUAUAAAUUCUUUGGUUAAUGAUGUAAAAAUUAUAAAAAAGCUCCCCAAGGAACUGGCAACUGCAACUAGGGCAGUGAAACAUUUCAAAAGCUGGUCUGGCAUGGAUUACUAUGAGGAAGAGAUAGCAAGGCUCUGGGAAGAAUAUCAGGUGAUUCGAGCAGCAAAAUCUGAUUCUCGGUUAGCAAACAAUAACCUUCCUCCUGACAUUCAGAAGUUGCGAUGCCGUGCUUGCUAUGAAGCCCUUCGCUUUGCACCUGAAAUUGAGAGAAUGGGAAAGUUGUUGGUAGAUCGCAUGAGGUCCCAUGGUCACUAUAUUGCUUUACAUUUACGAUUUGAAAAGGACAUGCUUGCCUUCAGUGGCUGCACCCAUGAUUUAUCCCCGGAAGAAGCCGAGGAACUAAAGACAAUCAGAGAGAAUACAACAUGGUGGAAAGUAAAAGAUAUCGACCCUCUAGAACAGAGAAUGAGUGGCUUUUGCCCAUUAACUCCGAAGGAAGUUGGAAUAUUCCUUAGAGCUCUUGGUUUUCCAUCAAACACCCCAAUAUACAUUGCUGCUGGAGAGAUAUAUGGGGGUGAACCUCGUAUGGCCGCACUGCAGUCUCGGUAUCCUGUGUUAAUGAACAAGGAAAAGUUGGCAUCAGCUGAGGAACUUGCACCUUUCAUCAAUCAUGCAUCACAGAUGGCUGCACUUGACUAUAUUGUGUCAGUUGAAAGUGAUAUAUUCAUUCCAACAUACGCCGGCAACAUGGCGAGGGCAGUUGAGGGUCAUCGUCGUUUUCUAGGACAUAGGAAAACCAUUUCCCCUGACAGGAAGGCGCUUGUUCGGUUGUUUAAUAAAAUUGAGGGUGGAACAAUGAAAGAAGGCAAAAAUCUCUCUAAUAGAGUCAUUGAACUGCAUAGAAAAAGGCAAGGAUCUCCGAGGAAGAGAAAAGGCCCAAUCUCAGGAACCAAGGGAACAGAAAGGUUUCGAUCAGAAGAACCAUUUUACGUAAAUCCUUUACCUGAUUGUUUAUGUCAGAAGGAGUCUCCACAUAUGAACGGCUCUCUUAUUAUCAAGUAGAUCACUGGAAGAAAUGCUUUCCAGGAAACAUGACACUCAAAGCAUGUAGGUUGCUGGCACCGUUUGCAGGUUUUGCUCUUUUUUACAUGAAACCUGAGGACUUGAUGCCAGUAUGAACAGAGUUUUGGGUGCUCGUUGUGCAUACAUGGUGGAUAGAAGUCAAUGAAGCAACAGUGGAUACAGAUUGAUGGGUCAACAGAAUCCUGGUACAUGUGGUGGGGGAAAGAAGGAUGUUGCUUCACUGAGACGAGCCCCUGCAUGUGACCGCUGCACAUGGAGGAAAAGACCAAUUUUCAGGGUACAUAUAUAUAGAGGUUUCAUUUUUGAGUCGGUCAAUACAGCAGGAUUGAUAUUCUAUUGUAGAGACCUCCUCAUGCCAUCCAAAUGGGUUCACAUUCAUGUGGGCUGUGAAACCUUAGAUGUGAGGUGAUGUCAACAUUUUAUUUUAUGAUAUCGUAUUUUCAAAUGGUUCUUAACCUUUUUA
Messenger RNA from Sesamum indicum (sesame), 2428 nucleotides. Its product is annotated as O-fucosyltransferase 7. Lineage: Eukaryota; Viridiplantae; Streptophyta; Magnoliopsida; Lamiales; Pedaliaceae. Gene Ontology annotation, cellular component: cytoplasm. The record is from RefSeq and is a predicted model, not a curated record.